AUGGCGGUCCUCCAUCAGUAUGAUUACAUCUUCGCCAUCGGUACCAUCUUUGCGUUCCUCGAUGCGUGGAACAUUGGUGCCAACGAUGUUGCCAACUCCUGGGCCACUUCGGUCUCGUCCCGAUCCAUCUCCUACAUCCAUGCCAUGUUUCUAGGUUCCGUCCUCGAGUUUGCCGGUUCCGUCGGUGUUGGCGCUCGCGUUGCAGACACUAUCCGUACCAAGAUUGUCGACAUCGAACUCUUCGAGAACGACCCGGCUCUCCUCAUGCUCGGAAUGUGCUGUGCCGUUACCGCCUCCGCCAUCUACCUCACUAUCUGCACCAGGAUUGGCCUCCCCGUCUCCACCACCCACUCCAUCAUGGGCGGUGUCAUCGGCAUGGGUGUCGCCCUCAUCGGUGCUGAGAACAUCCACUGGGUUUCCGAGAGCGGCAGCAUCGACUCUGGUGUUGUUUCCGUCUUCCUCGCGUGGAUCAUUGCCCCCGGUCUCUCUGGAGUAUUUGGCGCCAUCAUCUUCUCCAUUACAAAGUUCGCUAUCAUGUUGCGCCAAAACCCCGUCAUGAAGGGUCUAAUCUCCGUGCCCUUCUACUUCGGAAUAACGGCCUCUCUCCUGACUAUGUUGAUCGUCUGGAAGGGCGGCUCCAUCAAGGUUACCUUCAGCGACGCCGAGACGGCUGGUAUGAUUAUCGGUGUUGGUGCGGCCUGGGGUCUUUUAGUCACCAUCUUCCUCGUCCCUUGGUUGUACCGCAUUGUCGUCAAGAAUGACUGGGAACUGCGCUGGUACCACAUCAUUUUCGGCCCUCUCCUGCUCAGGCGCCCCGAACCCCCCGUUCAGCCCGAGGGCGCGACCGGAGGUAUCCGUGAUUUCUACGCCGGCCACAUGACCAAGGAAGAGCUCGAAGCUGCCCGCAGCAGCGGUGUUGCUCAGACCCACAGCAACGAUGUUGAGUCCGGCUCUGGCGACGGUGAGACUAAGGUCGUCCAGGAAUCUGCCGGCUCCGCGACAACGACUCCCCGUAACAAUGACUACGCUCACAAGUCCAUCGUCGGUCCCCGCCCCGAGGGGGCCUGGUUCAGCCGCUCCGUCCUUUUCUGGAUGCUCAAAAAGGCUUUCCUCUCAGGUGUCGACCAGGACAUCAUCAACAUGCAGAAGAAGGAGAGCGUCCUUACCGGCGACCUGGAGGAAAUGCACGCCCGCGUCGAGCACUACGACAACAAGGCCGAAUAUCUGUACUCCUUCAUGCAAAUCAUGACCGCAUGCACAGCUUCCUUCACGCACGGCGCCAACGACGUCGCCAAUGCUAUCGGCCCUUACGCUACCAUCUUCCAGAUCUGGAACACGGGCGUCCUGUCCGGCAGCAAGUCUGAGGUUCCUAUCUGGAUUCUCUGCUUCGGCGGUGCCGGUAUCGCCCUCGGUAUCUGGACCUACGGCUACAACAUUAUGCGCAACCUCGGCAACCGUUUGACUCUUCAUUCCCCUGCCCGUGGUUUCUCCAUGGAGCUGGGUGCCGCUGUUACGAUCAUUCUGGCCACCCGCCUUAAGCUCCCCGUCUCCACCACUCAAUGCAUCACUGGUGCCACUGUCGGUGUCGGACUCUGCUCCGGUACCUGGCGCUCCAUCAACUGGCGUAUGGUUGCAUGGAUCUACAUGGGCUGGAUCAUCACUCUCCCCACGGCCGGUAUCAUCUCCGGUUGUUUGGCCGGUGUCAUCGUCAACGCCCCCCGCUGGGGUAUGUCCAAUUAG
Molecule: messenger RNA, 1740 nt
Organism: Colletotrichum graminicola M1.001
Lineage: Eukaryota; Fungi; Ascomycota; Sordariomycetes; Glomerellales; Glomerellaceae
Product: phosphate transporter
Exons: 4
Coding region: 1-1740 (579 amino acids)
Biological process (GO): phosphate ion transmembrane transport
Cellular component (GO): membrane
Source: RefSeq, a predicted model, not a curated record